AAACGGCCACCACCUCAGAGCAAUCAAUAAACACUCCGCUACAGCACACAGAGCACACAAUAAGCCAAGAAAACAAAAGGCGAAAUCGUGCUGAGAUGGGUGUGAGCCUCCUGCAGGCGGUGGCGGCGCUGAUGGGCACGUGCACGCGGCGGCUGCAGCGGGCGGCGAGGAAGAUGGCCACCGGCAACGGCAAGGCGUCCAUGGCACCGUGGAGGAAGACGUUCUCGCUGCCGGCGGCCAGGGGACGAGGCGGCCGGGAGCAGGAUGACGGCGGGCUGUGGAGGAAGGAGAUACUCUUGGGUGAGCGGUGCCAGCCGCUCGAGUUCUCCGGGGUCAUCUACUACGACGCCGACGGCCACCGCCUCGAGCAGCCACCCAGGUCGCCCAUGCGCAGCCCAUACCCGACGACCAUCAAGCUCGGCGCCAACGCCGGCCGCUACUAGCGUCCAUGCCGACACACCCCUCCUCCUCCACCUUCAUUUCUUCUCCUUCCUUGGUCAGUCUAAGCCGAGCAGAAAGAUUGCAAGGCUUUGCUCUGUUUUUUGUCCGGUGAGACAGGGUGCGUCUGUUCCUAGUGCUAUAUUUAUCUGUUCUUUUUUUUGUACUCUUUUCUAUUUUCUAAUGGUAUUGUAAUGAUAGGAAGAACUAUACUGCUUUUCUGCAAAACAUGGUCUUGUCUAUGCAAUUUUCCUUGAUUGCA
Messenger RNA from Lolium perenne, 700 nucleotides. RefSeq lists its product as uncharacterized. The record is from RefSeq and is a predicted model, not a curated record. NCBI's taxonomy places the organism in Eukaryota, Viridiplantae, Streptophyta, Magnoliopsida, Poales, Poaceae.